Molecule: messenger RNA, 447 nt
Organism: [Torrubiella] hemipterigena
Lineage: Eukaryota; Fungi; Ascomycota; Sordariomycetes; Hypocreales; Clavicipitaceae
Source: the annotation of a GenBank genome assembly
AUGCCAACGCUGGACCUGCAGCCAUCCGUCGCCAACAUUGCCAACCGUGUGCUAGCGGGCGCUCGCAUCCCUCCUUCGCCUGAAACAUAUGCUCUCAUCCAUCUGGACUUACUGCUCACUGUCAAGGGAGGGCGUGUAUGGUACAUCCAGUCAUCUCCUCUUCUACGUGGCGCUGUCUACUUACCAAUUCCGCUCCGGGCGGCGACACUGGCCGAUCUCUUUGUUAGCUGCGGACGCCUUCUAGUAUUGUCCACCAGCUUGUUUCAUCCGCCUACCUCGUUGUUCGACAUGUGUGGGAUUGUUUGCUCUGGGGAAGACUCUGAAUCGGUCCGACGUGAAGGCGUCGUCGAAGUCUCAGAGGGCUGUUUCUUCUCAGCGUUACCUAUUUUGGCAACGUCUAGCAAACAAGCUAAAUGCAUCUCAAAGCAUUCGACUGUUCUGCUAUAG